Messenger RNA from Stegodyphus dumicola, 1344 nucleotides. RefSeq names its product importin subunit alpha-3-like. The record is from RefSeq and is a predicted model, not a curated record. Gene Ontology annotation, molecular function: protein binding. Lineage: Eukaryota; Metazoa; Arthropoda; Arachnida; Araneae; Eresidae.
UCUGCUGUUUUGGUGUGCAUUGAUGGUGGGAGCUGUUGCUUAGUCUGUUAAUUAAAAUUGAGUAGUAUUUUGAUUCCCGUUAGAAUUAUGAAAUUAUCAUUUAGUGACCACAGCUCUCUAAUUGAUGAGUUAAUAAAUUCUGGGAUUUUGCCUAUACUUGUUCAGUGCCUAAGACGGCAUGAUAACCCCUCUCUUCAGUUUGAAGCGGCUUGCACCCUAACAAAUAUUGCAUCAGGAACUACCGUGCAGACAACAGCAGUUGUAAAUACAGGCGCAGUCCCUAUAUUAUUGGAAUUACUUAAAUCACCUCAUCAAAAUGUAUGUGAACAAGCAGUUUGGGCUUUAGGUAACAUAAUUGGUGAUGGUCCAGUUUUUAGAGAUUAUGUGAUAAGGUUAGGAGUUGUUCCACCUCUAUUAUCAUUUAUCAAACCGGAUACUCCUGUACCAUUUUUAAGAAAUGUUACCUGGGUUAUUGUGAAUCUGUGUCGAAGCGAGGAUCCACUUCCUCCAGUUGAAACUAUGACAGAAUUGCUCCCAGCUCUUUGUAUGUUGAUACAUCAUACUGAUGUAAAUAUUCUAAUUGAUACUGUGUGGGCUUUAUAUUACUUAACAGAUGGUGGCAAUGACCGAAUUCAGAUGGUGAUAGACUCUCUAGUUGUGCCUCAACUUGUUCCAUUAUUAAGUCACAAAGAAGUGCUUCUUCAGACUGCUGCACUCCGUGCAGUUGGAAAUAUUGUUACUGGUACUGAUGAGCAGGCACAAGUGGUUUUGAACUGUGAUGCAUUAUCUCAUUUCCCUGCAUUGCUUAACCAUUCAAAAGAAAGAAUAAAUAAAGAAGCUGUUUGGUUUUUAUCUAAUAUAACAGCUGGUAACCAACACCAAGUUCAGGCUGUUAUUGAUGCUGGUUUAAUUCCUAUGAUCAUUCAUCAUUUGAGUAAAGGCGAAUUUCAAACACAGAGAGAAGCAGCAUGGGCUAUUGGCAAUGUAACCAUCAGUGGUACUAAAGCACAAGUAGCUUAUUUAAUCAGUCAGAAAGUCAUUCCACCCCUUUGUAACCUUCUUACAGUCCAUGAUCCUCAAGUAGUACAUGUUGUUUUGGAUGGUAUUAACAAUAUCCUAAAAUUAUCUGGUUUUCAGUUUUAUUCCAUUGCAAGCCAAAUUGAAGGAAAUGGAGGUGAUAUGUAUGUAGCUAAUGUAUCUUUUGCUCUGGUCAUAUUUAGUCUGGUCUUUUGCAUGUAUUUGGUCAUAAUUAAGAAGAAUACAUCAGAUUCAUGGUUUUAUGGACUAUCUCAUGGGUCUGGCAAAGUAUCUUGUAAAGCUGAUAAUUUCCUUUCUAAAUUAUGA